Molecule: messenger RNA, 876 nt
Organism: Fomitiporia mediterranea MF3/22
Lineage: Eukaryota; Fungi; Basidiomycota; Agaricomycetes; Hymenochaetales; Hymenochaetaceae
Product: FAD-linked reductase, C-terminal domain-containing protein
Exons: 2
Molecular function (GO): oxidoreductase activity, acting on CH-OH group of donors; flavin adenine dinucleotide binding
Source: RefSeq, a predicted model, not a curated record
CUUCAGCUAUCCGGGAUUGGCGACCCAUCUGUCCUCGAUCCACUUGGAAUUGAUGUGAGGGUCAAUCUGCCGACUGUCGGGCGAAACUUCCAGGAUCGAACAGCAAGCAAUAUCGUGCAUUCUACACAACCUUCUUUUGACGCAGGCGGCACAGGGCCCGAGUUUACAAUUGCGUUCUUGAAUAUUCAUGAGCUCUUCUCUGAAGGUGCAGGCACAAAUGGAAGUGUGACGGGUGACGACAUUGCUAGAUACGUCUUGACUCAAUAUCCGUCUUGGGCACAAAGUCAAGCAGUCAAUGGAUUGAAUGCUGACGCGCUUACUACGAUAUUUAGCAUCCAAGCUGACCUGAUUGCGAAUCAUCAUGGUAAGCGGAUCGUCGUGAACGGCAUCAACACUACCCUGUGGAACAUACUUCCGUUCAGCCGCGGCAAUAUCACCAUUACGGACACAAGUGUCUUCACAAAACCGAAGGUUACAGUGAACUAUUUCGAUGUCGAUUAUGACCUCGCCGUCCAGACAGCCGGAACCCGAGUUGGCCGGAAGGUGCUUAAUCAUCCAGCGUUCGCGUCCAUCUCAUCUGGAGAGACCGAUCCUGGAAUGGAUGUAGUUCCUGACGAUAGAAACGGUGGUGCAGAUAAUGCAUGGCAUUCGUGGAUUCACGACGAAUUUGCGUCAGUGUUUCAUGAGAUUGGUUCUGCGGCGAUGAUGCGGCGUGAUUUGGGAGGGGUCGUGGAUGGCAAGCUUCGCGUCUACGAUACGGUGAACCUACGCGUCGUGGAUGCAAGUAUACUUCCUCUCCACAUUAGUGCCCAUCCAAGUGAGACGCUUUAUGGUGUUGCGGAGAAAGCAGCGGAUAUCAUCAAGUCUGGCGUGUGA